This is a messenger RNA of Acyrthosiphon pisum (pea aphid), 5728 nucleotides long. RefSeq names its product zinc finger protein zelda. The transcript is spliced from 2 exons. Gene Ontology annotation, molecular function: DNA-binding transcription factor activity; RNA polymerase II cis-regulatory region sequence-specific DNA binding. The coding region runs from base 1801 to 4347 and encodes 848 amino acids. Gene Ontology annotation, cellular component: nucleus; cytoplasm. Lineage: Eukaryota; Metazoa; Arthropoda; Insecta; Hemiptera; Aphididae. Gene Ontology annotation, biological process: regulation of transcription by RNA polymerase II; cell fate commitment. The record is from RefSeq and is a predicted model, not a curated record.
GUGUGUUUGAUUUUAAGUACCGCACCGAGUUGGGUCUCGCGUAAUUUAUUUCAACAGUUUUUGCCGAUACGUCGAGUCCGAAAGCUCGUCGGCGGCGUUGUAAUUAAAACAUUUUUUCCUCCGGUUCAACCUACAGAGCAUUGCCUGCGUAUUAUUUUGAUCCCGUCGUAGUAUUUCGUUAAUUAUUUCUCCCGAGACCGCCGCCGCCGAUUCGUUUAUAAUAAUUUAAUUUGAUGAUAAUAUUACGUACAUGAUAUGUUCGCCCGGGGCAUCGACGAUAGAAAGAUAUUAAAUUAUCUUCCAUGCCCUAGGUACAGACCAAGAUCCUGGCAAAUAUAUGUGUUGGGGGCUUAAUUAAUAUCAUUUAUAACUCAUAAGAUUAUUAUAAAUUAUAAUAUUAUGGACGUUGACGAUAAUGCCGCCACCUCACUCCACAGCAACAUGUUAUCUCCAAUUCAAACAUUUUUAACGCUGCAUUGAUACGUCUUCCCUAUUAUUUAGGCAUUAUAAAAUAAUAUAAUAGGUAAAAUAUUAAUAUUGUUUAUGCCGGUUUGCAUGGAAAAUUGAUUAAUUUUUAAUGGUUCAACGAAAUUUAACGGGACAAUCAUCGACUACUAAGUAAUGUUUAAGGGACCAUUGGCUCUCUCUAUUUAUUCAACAAAUGUUUAGUGAUUUUUCGCGCAACCCGACAUUAAUGUAUUAAUUUAUACAUUAAGUAUGAUCGUUAUACACAGUAACUACUUAGAGAUGGUAUUUCCAUUUUUUUUUUUCCGAAAUAAUUAUCACUAUAGACAGGAGGCUAGCCUCUCCGAUUUGUUCCUACGGUCGGUUCGUCUCGUUUAUAUAGUCUUAUAAGUUAGUACCCAAUUGGUAGAUAUUAUAGUGUUGUACUGAGAUUUAAGUUCGACGUAAAAUAUUGUUCGGUAAUCACUAUUGAUUUUGUGUAAAGACAUGCGUUUCGUCUCGAGAAAUAAAAUAUAGUUAUCAAGUCAUCCGACUGAAAAUAUCGUUUCAUCGGGGCUAAGCCCCUGUGCCCCCUACCCACCCGUUUUUCGCCCAGCCCAAAAGGCUAACUGCCUCUAUUACAGGCUAGGUCACUUGCGAACAACAACAAACAACAAUAAUAAUAAUUAUUAUUAUUAAUCAUCUCCGUAACAAUUACCUAUGUACAAGCCGCGGUGACAUUUUACGAUAUUAUUUCAUUGGAGUUUGUUUAAUUAAUAAUAAUAAUAAUAAUAACGUUAUAUAUUUCGCGGGACGAAAAUACAUCGGACGCGUAUUAAAUUUCCCUACGCGUACACGACGAUAAUAAAGCAAUAAAGAGCGAUCGGCGAGCGACACACAUCGAUCGCGAUAACGGCGUAUUAUUAUUAUAUUAUUCGUUGGCAUUUUAGCGGUCACGAAUAUAAUAUAAUAAAAUAUAAUAUUGUUAUUUUUCCGUGCGUAGAUUACGCGUUAUUAAUACAGCUCGGCAGCUGUUGUAGGUGCAUUGCGCGCGAAUAGUAGAUCGCGACGAGCCGUCCAACGACGAUAUAAAAUAUUAUUUCGUCUCAAUUCAUUAUAAUUUUAUUAUAACUCGAACGGUUUUUCAAAUUUUUUUCGCUCGGUUAUGGGCCGCCAAUCGUUUGGGCGAGUACUAUGCACACCGCGUGACCGAUUUUCUGCUCCGUAAAUCCGCCGCCGCACGUUUUUUCGAAUAUUAUUACCGGUUUUUCUUUUUUUCUUGAAAAAUAUUGUCAAUACCCUACCUACCUACCUACGACGGACACGCGAGUUUUCAAAUUCUCGUCUCUGCACACUAUGCCUUAUUUGCUACCCGCGCACGUAGUCAUGGAGAUGCAGAUAAGCAACGCGUCCGAGUUCCCGUUGUACCACUCGAUGGCGACGGGACCGCACUCGUUCCAGCUCCCCGGCGCCAUACCACCCGUCAGCACCAUACCGUCGUACAAGAACACCAUGUUCCCCGACCGGUUGGGGGGCUUCUAUUACGACGCGGCCGGCGUCACGCACGCCAUGCCCGCCGAACGGUGCGACCGGUGCUACGUCGAGCUGUCAGUGAUCGGCAGUGGCCACCACUUCGGCAAGAAGCUGUGCGGCAUGUGCGCGGCCAAGGAACAGCAGGUGUCGCCCAAAGUGGAGACCGAAAUACUGGACCUAGACUCGCAACAGGUCAUGUCGCAGCAACAGCAACAACAACAACAACAGCAGCAACAACAGCAGCAACAGGACACGACCAAAGGGUUCUUGCAGCACGGCGUCGUCGUGCCUCCCGGUUACGACAGGCCGCCUCAACCGCCGCCACCGCCGCCGCCGGCGGUCGAGUGGCCCGGCUACUUUCAGCCGCAGCAGAACACGCUGUCCGGCGAACACCUGUCCCCCGACUACAACAACGUGUCGACCACGACCACCACACCGCCGACGAUGAUGGGCGGGUCGCCGCCGUCCGACAUGCAGCAACAGCAACAGUACCAGGCCAACUUUGACGGCGGCGGGUACGCAGUCGACUCGAACCAACAGCCCGGCGGAGGCGGGAGCGGAAGCGGCGGCGGGUCCGGGUCCGGGACCAAGGGCAACGGGUCGUGGAAGUCGAACGAGGCGAGGCGCGCCAAGACUUACGAGUGUCCGGCUUGCGACAAGUGGUUUACCAGUUCGGGUCACCUGAAACGGCACUACGGCACGCAGCUGCACAAGAACGCGGUCAAGCAGAGCGGCAAACCAGAUCCCGCGCUUUUGCCCAUGAAACAUCACUAUCACCCGUACCGGGACCCGGCAUACGUAGCGCAACAGAAGCUCAAGCAGCAGCAACAGAACGGCUCGUCGUUGCACAAGCAACAGUCGUCCAUGAUGAUGCCGGCCGACUUCCGCCCCGUCACGUCUACGUCAUCGUUCAACACCGAUUCUUUUUUAGAGCUGACUCCCCCAAACCUGACAGCAAGCCUCUCGGACAGUUUGGGGGGAACCCAAUUCCUACCGGCCCGUCGGCCGGUCAGCAACAGCAGCAGCAGCAGCAACAGCAACAACAGCAGUACGGCCGGUUUCACGGACGAGAUGCAAAUUUCUUCUUACCCCAACAACAACAGCAACAGCAACAAAUACCGGGCGGACCCAACGGUGGUCCGUACGGUGGCCCGCCACCAGGCCACGUCGUUCCACGGCCACCGGCAGUCGACGGCGGGUCAACAAGCGCUUUCGGCAUACCUGCACCACCCGAUCACGGAUACCAUCCAGCCAUACACCACCCAGGUUUCUAUGAUCCAACAAGCUACCAACACGGAUUUGUACACCACUAUGCCCGACAGUAACGGCCGCGGCGGCCAUGUGUACCAUCGCCAGGCGCAUCAGGAGCAGCCGUACCAUCUCAGCUGCGGGGUCAUCCGCGGCAAUCAGCACCAGCACCAAUUGCCGCCGUCGCACCACAGCCAGCAGCAGCAGCAGCAGCACCACCAGCGAACCAUCAUCGAUUAUCAACAGCCGUCGUCCACGACGGUGCCGCCGUCGACGCCGUUCCAACAACCGCAAACCCAACAUCGCCAGUUGCACGUGUUGCAGCACCGCAACAUCAAGCAGGAACCCGCCGAACUGCAGGUCGAGUACAACAACGUCGACGACACGCCGCUGGCCAGCCCGGACUCGAGCAUUGAUCACCACCAGCACCAUCAACACCAACAGCCGCACCACCAACACCACCGCCCCCAGUACCAAGGCCUGUUGGUGAUGGCGCCCAUAUCGCCGUCGUCGCCGCCGCCGUCGGUGCCUCUGCCGCUACACCAGCAGACCGUCACCGACGACGACGCGGUGGUCAGCGACAGCGACGUGGACCUGGACGGCGGUUCGCCGCCGACCUUUACCGGCGCAGAGUUGUCGUCGUUGUCCCAUUCGUCGCUGGCCAAAAAGUUCCGGAAGGCCACGCGCGUCACGUGCGACAUCUGCAACAAGGACUUCACGGACAAGUGUUACAAGACGCAGCACGACCAGAGGUUCCACAGUGGCGAGAAGCCGUACCGGUGCGGCGUGUGCGGCAAGCGGUUCGGCGAGCAGAAGAUCCUGCAGGUGCACGAGCUCCGGCACAACGACAGCAACAAGGCGUUCCCGUGCACGGUGUGCACCAAGAGCUUCAACUUCAAAAACGACCUGGACCGGCACUUCAUGUCCAGCCACUCGGCCGAGAAACCGUACCAGUGCGUGCAGUGCGAGAAGAAGUUCGUGCGGCUCGACCACAAGCGGCACCACGAGAAGACGCACGAUGACGCCUCGGAGAAGACGAAAAAGAAGAAGAAAGCGAUGGCCGACAUGGCGUCCAACCGCUACGGUGGCGGCGCACAACUCGCCGACGAACUGCAAUCGUAAAACACUCUCCGGCACGUAUAAUAUUAUUAUUAUUAUUGUGGCACGAUCGCGUAAGUCACAAUUUUUUUUCUUUUUUAAAUUGUACCGCUGUCCCCGUAAACAACACGAUCGCUUUUUACGAGAUAAAAAAUAUAUAUUUCAGUCGCGGGCGUGGGCGACGCGACGGACGCCGUCUAAUGUAAAUUGAAUUUUUAUUAUAAUUUUUUUUUUUUCAUUUUUUGAUUUCGGUCGUAACGAUAUUAUAACACUAUACACACACACACACGCGCGUGUCGCGAAAACAAUAAUAUUAUUUUAUUGUGACGGCACGUCCGAGAACCUUUGACUAUGUAGGUACUGUAUACUAUUAUAUUAUACUCGUAUCGAUUUACUAUUUCGGUCAUUUUUUCGUCCGAUAAAAAAUUGCGUCGAUAUGUUUCCGAACCUGACCGCGGUCGUCCGGCAUCAUUCCCCGGCGCCGUGAUUAUUUUAUAGUGAAAACAAUUUUUCGAGUUUGACCGACAUACAUUAUGAUUUAUGUUGUACAUAACAAUAAUAAUAAUAAUCCUAAAUCCAGGGGCAUUACAAUAUUGUUAAGAAUUUUUUUUUUAUUGAUAUAUUUUGCAACCCGCACCAAAUAACCAAAACUGUGUAAUCCUGCCCUUCCCUUAACCGAGCCCCACCCCCAUAAAAAAAUCCCCCGUCCUAUUGUUGCGUCGUUUGUUGAUGGCUCAAUCUCUUACACUAAAUAUUAUAAUAUUCCUAAUAUAUGUAUAUGUAUUAUUAUUAUUAUUAUUAUUAUUAUUAUCAUUUUAUACAUUUUUUUUUUCAUUUGUUGAAUAUUUUCAUUUGAUUUGGGUACCAAUAUUGCAUUAGUUAAAACAUAUCCCCCACAUGUUACAUAUCACACGACGACGCUCUAGAAUUAUUAUUAUUAUAUUACUUAUGACAUUCGUUUGUUUCGUACCUGCUAUUAACUAUAUAAUAUUAUAACUGUAUGAUAAUAAUAUUAUGUUGGAUGUAUAAACUGAUAUUUUUUAUUUUGUGCCCUCCCUAUAAUCUUAUUUUGUGUUUAAGUAGAUCUUUUUUUUUUUUGUUUAGAGCGGUAAGACGAACGCGUUAAUUAUUAUUUUUUAUCGCCCUUUGUCCUCGGUGCGAAUUUUUUAAGUUUUUUCACAUAUACACACAAUUCUGUUACUAUUCUCCAACCAAAAAUAUUGUAUUAAUUAAUUGUCCAUAGUAUUAUGUGUUAUUACGCCAAGUGUUUAUUAUUAUUAUUAUUAUCAUUUUUUUUUUUUUUUGAUUUAUUUUAAAACAAAUAUCGAUAGUACAAAAAAGUACCUCGUAGAUAUUGUGGAAGACUACUACUACUACUACUACUACUUGGUAUCAACAAACAAAU